Messenger RNA from Scheffersomyces coipomensis, 531 nucleotides. RefSeq lists its product as uncharacterized. The coding region runs from base 1 to 531 and encodes 176 amino acids. The transcript has a single exon. Gene Ontology annotation, biological process: mitotic cytokinesis; actomyosin structure organization. Gene Ontology annotation, cellular component: cytoplasm; myosin II complex. Gene Ontology annotation, molecular function: myosin heavy chain binding; cytoskeletal motor regulator activity. NCBI's taxonomy places the organism in Eukaryota, Fungi, Ascomycota, Pichiomycetes, Serinales, Debaryomycetaceae. The record is from RefSeq and is a predicted model, not a curated record.
AUGUCAUCGUUGAGUACACUUACACAUACCCAAAAGACCCAGAUCAGAAAUGCAUUCAAAUUAAUCGAUGGGGAAUCUCGAGAUGCUUUAAUUACAAAAACAGAUUUAAUCAGAUUAUAUAAAACUUUAGGAAUGUCGAUACCUUCUGAAGACACCUUGCUGACGAUGUUACAGAAUGCGACUCCAAGUGAAAGUGGAAGUGAGCCAGGAAUUAACUUCACUCAAUUCCUGACAUUGAUGGCGGAUGAAUUAUCUAAAUUUGAAGAUCGACAUACAAUUUACAAUGCCCUACAAAUAUUCAAUAAGAAAAAGAGUAAGAAUAACAAUAAUGGAGAUCCAACUGAUCUUGAGAUUGAUGUGGAUGAAUUGAAAUCAGCCUGUUGUUCAGUUCAAUUAGGUGAAAUAGGUAGUGGUGAUCAUAAAUUAUCCCCUCAAGUAUUUGAUGCUAUAAUAAAAGGAUAUGUUAAACAAACUAUCGAAGGAAAGAAAAUCUUCUUAGUAAAUAAUUGGUUAGAGAGUUAUAUAGAAUGA